GGCGCGGGCACAGCCCCGGUGCCCCGGCCGGCGCUGACGGACACGCGGCUCUGCGAGCCCCCCCGGCACCCGCGGGCCACCAUGGACCCCCAGAGCGACGCAGAGGGGGGGUCCGGCCGUGAGCCCCCGCUGGAGCUGCUGCCCCGUGUCCCCCUGCACGCUGCCCUGCCCGCCCCAGCGUGUCCGGCAGGGCCGGAGGGGCCGGGGCCCGAGGCGGGGGUGGACGCGGGGCUGGCGGCGGCGCGGGAGCAGCAGCUGCAGCGGGAGCUGGUGGCCCUGAAGCAGCAGCAGCAGCUCCAGAAGCAGCUGCUCUUCGCCGAGUUCCAGAAGCAGCACGAGCACCUCACCCGCCAGCACCAGGUGCAGCUCCAGAAGCACCUCAAGCAGCAGCAGGAGGCCCUGGCAGCCCGGCGGCAGCAGGAGCUGGAGCAGCAGCGGCAGCGGGAGCGGCAGGAGCUGGAGCAGCAGCGCCUGGAGCAGCUGCAGAGCCUGCGCCCCAAGGAGCGGGGCCGGGACAGCGCCAUCGCCAGCACGGAGGUGAAGCUGAAGCUCCAGGAAUUCCUGCUCAGCAAGACGAAGGAGCCGGGCCCCGGCCCCCCCAACCAUUCCCUCCCCCAGCACCCCAAAUGUUGGGCUCACCACACCUCGUUGGACCAGAGUUCCCCCCCCCAGACGGGCAGCCCGGGGACCCCCCCGUCCUACAAGCUCCCCCUCCUCGGCACCUACGACGGCCGGGACGAUUUCCCGCUCCGCAAAACCGCGUCCGAGCCCAACCUGAAGGUGCGCUCGCGGCUGAAGCAGAAGGUGGCGGAGCGGAGGAGCAGCCCCCUCCUGCGGCGCCGCGACGGCUCCGUGCUCAGCGCCUUCCGCAAGCGCCACGUGGAGAUCACCGUGUCGUCAGUCUGCAGCAGCGCCCCCGGCUCGGGGCCCAGCUCCCCCAACAGCUCCCACGGUGCCCACAACGGCCUGGCCGCCUCUGUCCCCAACAUCCACAGCGAGCAGCUCCUGCCCCAGCCCCGCGCCCUGGCCCUGGACGGGGCCCAGCUCAGCCUCUACACGUCCCCAUCGCUGCCCAACCUGUCCCUGGGGCUGCAGGCCACUGUCACCGUCACCAGCGCCCACCUCCCCGUGUCCCCCAAGCUGUCGCCGCAGGCGGAGGGCGAGCGGCCGGGGGUGCCCCCGGGGGUGUCCCCGCUGCGCCCCGGGGCCGCCCUCACCGGGAAGUUCCUGAGCACGUCCUCGAUCCCGGGCUGCCUGCUGGGGGUGGCCCUGGACGGGGGGGACACCCCCAGCGGGUCCCCGUCCCUGCUGCAGCACGUGCUGCUGCUGGAGCAGGCGCGGCAGCAGAGCACCCUCAUUGCUGUGCCCCUGCACGGGCAGUCCCCGCUGGUGGCGGCGGAGCGGGCCGGGGCUGCCCGCGGGGGGGGCAGCAAGCUGCCGCGGCACCACCGGCCCCUGAGCCGCACGCAGUCCUCGCCCCUGCCCCAGAGCCCCCAGGCGCUGCCCCACGGGCCCCUGCAGCAGCACUUCCUGGACAAGCAGCAGCUCCAGCUGGCCAAGCUGCUCCCCAAGGGGGCGGAGCUGGCACGGCAGCCCCCCACGCACCCCGAGGAGACGGAGGAGGAGCUGACGGAGCAGCAAUCGCCCCCCCCGGGGGACAGGGGCCCCCCCAUCGCCCUGGUGUCCCCAGAGGCCCCUGGGGACCCCCCGGAGCAGCCCCAGGAGCCCCAGGGCUGCCAGGAGCCAGGGGACAGCGGGGACGAGGCCCCUGGGGACCCCGACGUCACCGAGCUGGGGGUCACCUACAAGCAGGUGUACCCCGAGGCGCCGCUGCAGCUCUUCCCCGCGCCCCCCCUGGGCGUCCUGGCUCUGCCCCACGCCGCCCUCGCCCGCACGCAAUCGUCCCCGGCCAGCGUGAAGCCCCCCCAGCCCGAGGGGCCCCCCAAGCACCUCUUCACCACAGGUGUGGUGUACGACACGUUCAUGCUGAAGCACCAGUGCACCUGCGGCAACACCACCAUCCACCCCGAGCACGCCGGCCGCAUCCAGAGCAUCUGGUCCCGGCUGCAGGAGACGGGGCUGCUGGGCAAGUGUGAGCGGAUCCGGGGCAGGAAGGCGACGCUGGAGGAGAUCCAGACGGUGCACUCGGAGCACCACGCGCUGCUCUACGGCACCAGCCCGCUGAACCGCCAGAAACUGGACAGCAAAAAGCUGCUGGGUCCCAUCACCCCGAAGACGUACGCGGUGCUGCCGUGCGGGGGCAUCGGGGUGGACAGUGACACGGUGUGGAACGAGCUGCACUCGUCCAGCGCCGUGCGCACGGCCGUGGGCUGCCUGCUCGAGCUGGCCUUCAAGGUGGCCGCAGGGGAGGUCAAGAACGGCUUCGCUGUCAUCCGCCCCCCAGGCCACCACGCCGAGGAGUCCACGGCCAUGGGCUUUUGCUUCUUCAACUCAGUGGCCAUCUCGGCCAAGCUGCUGCAGCAGCGGCUCAGCGUGGGCAGGAUCCUCAUCGUGGACUGGGACAUCCACCACGGCAACGGGACCCAGCAGGCCUUCUACAGCGACCCGCACGUGCUCUACAUCUCCCUGCACCGCUACGACGACGGCAACUUCUUCCCGGGCAGCGGCGCCCCCGAGGAGGUGGGCAGCGGGCUGGGCGUGGGCUACAACAUCAACAUCGCCUGGACCGGCGGCGUGGACCCCCCGAUCGGGGACGUGGAGUACCUGACAGCCUUCAGGACGGUGGUGAUGCCCAUUGCCAAGGAGUUCUCCCCGGACCUGGUGCUGGUCUCUGCCGGCUUCGACGCCGUCGAGGGCCACCUGUCCCCUCUCGGUGGCUACUCUGUCACCGCCAAGUGUUUCGGGCACCUGACCAAGCAGCUGAUGAUGCUGGCGGGCGGCCGGGUGGUGCUGGCGCUGGAGGGGGGACACGACCUGACGGCCAUCUGCGACGCCUCCGAGGCCUGUGUCACCGCCCUGCUGGGCCUCGAGCUGGAGCCCCUGGACCCAGCCCUGCUGCAGCAGAAGCCCAACGCGAACGCGGUGGCCACGCUGGAGAAGGUCAUCGAGAUCCAGAGCCGGCACUGGGGCUCUGUCCGGCGCUUUGCCGCCGCCGUGGGCCGGUCCCUGCUGGAGGCGCAGCGUGGGGACACCGAGGAGGCCGAGACGGUGACAGCCAUGGCCCUGCUGUCCAUGGGGGCCGAGCACGGCAGGACAGAGCCACAGGCCAGGCCAGCAGAGGAGCCCAUGGAGGCCGAGCCCACGCUCUGACCCGCCCGCCUCAUCCACCAAACCAAGGAACACCUGGAAAAGAUGAAAAAACACACAAAGAAAAAAAAAAAAAAAUCACAGUAAAAGGAAAAAA
Messenger RNA from Melospiza melodia melodia, 3364 nucleotides. It is a transcript of the gene HDAC5, whose product is annotated as histone deacetylase 5. The record is from RefSeq and is a predicted model, not a curated record. Gene Ontology annotation, biological process: negative regulation of transcription by RNA polymerase II. NCBI's taxonomy places the organism in Eukaryota, Metazoa, Chordata, Aves, Passeriformes, Passerellidae. Gene Ontology annotation, molecular function: histone deacetylase activity.